AUGAGCGGGCGGGACCGGGGCCCCGUGUUCCUGGGGCCCCCCGUCGCGGGGGCCCCCCUGGGGGGCCCCCCGGAGGGCCCCCCGGGGGGCCCCUCGGGGGGGGCCCCCAGGGGGCCCCCGAGGGGCUCCCGCAGCAGAUCUUCUUCUAUGGUGGCCCCUUCUCAUGUGCCUUCUCCCACUCCAAGGAGACAGUCUCCUGUGUCAGAGAGCUGCAGCAGCAAUGUGGGCAAAGACAGCAGCAGCAACAAAAUUGAAUUAGCAGCAGCAGCAGCAGCAGCAAGUGGGGAUAGAGGGGUAGCAGCAGCAGCUGAGGCUAGAGAUAGAGCAGCAGCAUUUAUUGCUUCAUCGGCAGAGAUAGCAGAGGGGCCACAGGAGCAAGAGCUGAGAUAUAAAAUAAAAUGA
Messenger RNA from Eimeria tenella, 402 nucleotides. RefSeq lists its product as uncharacterized. The transcript has a single exon. NCBI's taxonomy places the organism in Eukaryota, Apicomplexa, Conoidasida, Eucoccidiorida, Eimeriidae. The record is from RefSeq and is a predicted model, not a curated record. Bases 1 to 402 code for a protein of 133 amino acids.